AUUAUGGGUAUUUGCGAUAUUCCUAAGGUUAACAAAUUAACUGGUCUUAUUCUGAUGAUUGUAAACAUUUUCUUCCCCGGUAUUGGUACCAUUAUUGGUGCCGUUAUUAAUGAGGGUGGUUGCGAUGCCGGAAUGCUGAUUGCCGGUGUUUUGCAACUUUGUUUGACUGUUUGUGCCAUUGGCUGGAUCUGGUCUAUCUAUGUGGGAUGCAAGAUGGGCUGCUGUAGAGAUUAAGUGUGUA
Messenger RNA from Blastocystis hominis, 241 nucleotides. RefSeq lists its product as hypothetical. The record is from RefSeq and is a predicted model, not a curated record. The transcript has 2 exons. Bases 55 to 234 code for a protein of 59 amino acids. NCBI's taxonomy places the organism in Eukaryota, Bigyra, Opalinata, Blastocystidae.